Melanotaenia boesemani (Boeseman's rainbowfish) is the source of this 1596-nucleotide messenger RNA. RefSeq names its product FA complementation group F (gene fancf). The transcript has 2 exons. Gene Ontology annotation, biological process: interstrand cross-link repair. The coding region runs from base 114 to 1145 and encodes 343 amino acids. NCBI's taxonomy places the organism in Eukaryota, Metazoa, Chordata, Actinopteri, Atheriniformes, Melanotaeniidae. Gene Ontology annotation, cellular component: Fanconi anaemia nuclear complex. The record is from RefSeq and is a predicted model, not a curated record.
GCAGUGAAGCGGCGCAAACCUAACCGGAACUCCCGAGCGGUGGAUAUCUCCAGAGACAACUGGUGCUAAACUCCGGAGACCAGAGUCUUAACUCUGAAUGCAGAGAGCGCCACAUGGAGGCGGUGCUAAAAAAUUUUGUUAGCACGGUGGAGCUACUGGCUGUGGCAGCUCACAGUGGCAUGGUGAAGCAGUGGGAUGAGCAAACUCUGUCCAGAGCAUUUCACUGGGCCAAGUACUGCGAGCACAUCUAUUCCAGGUUUCACAAUAACCCCGCCAUAAGAGGAGUCAUGGAGAAUCAGCUACACAUCACGAAUCGAAAUCUGCGAGAUGUUAUCCCUGGAUAUUCUGAUGUUUCCUUUUCGGACCUUCCCCGCUUCCAGCACUUGUUGCUCGUCGGGUUGUUGAACAAUCCCAACUUGCCCAGCACCAUCAUGAAGAUACUCUUUGACAAAAAGAUCCCAGUUAACGUUAUGGACAAUGAGUAUGAGGAUAUCACAGGCUUCUGCAGCCACAUUGUUCAAUGCAAAUCAGUUUGUAAAGUCCUGCGUCCCCUUUCAAGCCUUUCAGCUGUUGGUGUUGAUGCUGAGAUGCAGGGGGAGAUGCUUAUGAAGAAGUUGGAUGCCCUGCUGAGCCAAGGCAAUGACCUCAGCCAAGCAGAGGAUUUUUUAUACUCACUCCACCAGUUAUUUGAAGGAGCAGCACCACAUUUUAGUCUAGUCAUUGCUUCAGCACUGCUAACAACUGAAGACUUUGCUGCACAAACUUCUUCACAAGGUUUUCUCUUGGACUGGCUUCAGAAUCAACACAGUGUGCUGCAACACAUGUGUUCUAUGCUUCCUUCUACACUUCUUAAAGAUCUUUCAAAAAGACAUAAGAAAUUUAGAGAUGCAUACUAUUGUGUGCUGAAAAAGUGUGCCUCAGAGAUGGAGUACAGUAUAAGUGACGGUGAAUGGGUUCAAACUGGCACAACCUCCACAGUGUCCUUCCAGAAGAUGGCUGAGCAUUUUUUGGCGUUGUUUGAGGCCUGUCCUUCUUUGAAGAGGAGUACAGAAGAUGAGCUAAAUGCUUUGAAGAUUUCUGAUGGAGACUUUGAUGUAAGAGGUUUGAGUGUGUGGGGAGACCUUUUGUCAGAAUUAAGCAAGUGACUGUCAGUUUUGAGGCUUCUUGAGACCAUGAUAACAGAUGCAUGUUCACUAUUUGUGUCCAAUAUUUUUUUUAUAUAAAAAGAAAUGAUAAACAAGUAAAAGUUUUCAUAUUUUUUAUGGAUAUGGUCAUAAUAUUCUUUACUUCAAGGUGUUGCAGUUAUAACUUAGACAGUUAAAAUCUAGAUUUAAUGUGAGCUUAUUCACUGUUUCAUGAGUUAAGGCAACAUUUAAGAACUUUUUUCCUUUUGUAAUAUUUAUAACAGAGGAAUAACUAAGUAUUGUUUAUUAGCAUUAAUAUCAAAGCAUCUCUGAAUAUGUUUGUGUUUUACAGACUGAUCUUUUUCAUUGUAUAUAAAAGACCUGUAUGUUCUGUAUGGAAAAUGAAUGACCAUUUCCAUUUUGUGGCUCUGGUAAGACUUUAAAUAUUAAACACUCAAUUCUUUUGCUUUCA